Molecule: messenger RNA, 1464 nt
Organism: Cavia porcellus (domestic guinea pig)
Lineage: Eukaryota; Metazoa; Chordata; Mammalia; Rodentia; Caviidae
Gene: Tyms
Product: thymidylate synthetase
Exons: 7
Coding region: 62-1006 (314 amino acids)
Biological process (GO): dTMP biosynthetic process
Cellular component (GO): mitochondrion; cytosol
Molecular function (GO): thymidylate synthase activity
Source: RefSeq, a predicted model, not a curated record
GACCCGGCCCGCGCUUUUUCUGCAGCCUUCACAGCAGUCCCCGUCCGGAGCUGCGCGCAGCAUGCCAGUUGCCGGCUCCGAUGCCGGCUCCGACCUUCUGCCGCCGACUGCAGCACAGGACCCGGGCCCGGAGCCCUUGGCGCCGCAUGGGGAGCUGCAGUACCUGCGGCAGGUGGAGCACAUUCUGCGUAGCGGCUUCCACAAGGAGGACCGCACCGGCACCGGCACGCUGUCUGUGUUCGGUAUGCAGGCGCGCUACAGCCUACGAGAUCAAUUUCCCCUGCUGACGACCAAGCGUGUGUUUUGGAAGGGUAUUCUGGAGGAGCUGCUGUGGUUUAUUAAGGGAUCUACAAAUGCCAAAGAACUGUCAUCCAAGGGCGUGAAAAUUUGGGAUGCCAAUGGGUCUCGAGACUUCCUGGACAGCCUGGGGUUUUCUAGCCGCCAGGAAGGGGACCUGGGCCCCAUUUAUGGCUUCCAGUGGAGGCAUUUUGGGGCUGAGUACAAAGAUAUGGACUCAGAUUACUCAGGUCAAGGAGUUGACCAGCUGCAGAAAGUGAUUGACACCAUCAAAACCAACCCUGAUGACAGAAGAAUUAUCAUGUGUGCCUGGAACCCGAAAGAUCUUCCUCUGAUGGCGCUGCCUCCCUGUCACACCCUCUGCCAGUUCUACGUGGUGAACGGGGAAUUGUCCUGUCAGCUGUACCAGCGCUCUGGGGACAUGGGCCUGGGCGUGCCCUUCAACAUUGCCAGCUACGCCCUGCUCACCUACAUGAUUGCGCACGUCACGGGCCUGCAGCCAGGUGACUUUGUGCAUACACUGGGAGACGCACACAUUUACCUGAAUCACAUUGAGCCGCUGAAAACUCAGCUUCAACGAGAACCAAGACCUUUCCCAAAGCUCAAAAUCGUUCGAAAAGUUGAGGCAAUUGAUGACUUCACAGCUGACGACUUCCGGCUGGAAGGGUACAAUCCACAUCCUGCCAUUAAGAUGGAAAUGGCUGUGUAGAGUACUUUUCACGGUGCUAUUGGGUCCUCCUGGGAAGAUGGUGCUGUUGGAAGGACAUGGCCCUGUUUAGAGCUUGAGCCUGGGUGUUUCUGUUUCUAAAGAAAAAAGGAAGUGGGUAAAAAAACUGUCAUUAUUGGCUAAUUUUGGAAGAUGCCAUCCCUGGCAGACACAAGGUGCUUUUUUUUUUUUUUUUUUUUUGUAUCAAAAGAUCUUAAUUUUAGUAAUAAAAGUGCACGAAAAUGCUAAGAUCAUAAGUAACAACAGUGAAAGUUUGUAUAUUAGCAAAAAUGAGUAUAUGCACUUCAGUUGUAUACAGCAAAGCUAAUGUCAUUAGUUGUAUAAAGAUUGUCUUCCCUCAGAUCUAAUCUGUCACCAGUCAGGAUGGAUAGUUUGCUUGUGAACAUUUGCUGUUUCAUUUGUUUUAUAUAUUCCUCUAAUAAAGGAUUAUUUUGCAUUUA